Molecule: messenger RNA, 798 nt
Organism: Cladocopium goreaui
Lineage: Eukaryota; Dinophyceae; Suessiales; Symbiodiniaceae
Source: the annotation of a GenBank genome assembly
UUGGAUCCUGGUUGGGAAUUUUGCUGCGAACUAAGCCAUGGCUUUGAUUCAGGAGGCCUUUGGAGACCAUGCAGAUUUGUACAGCCUGCUUGGAGUGGAGAAGGAGGCAACUUCUGCACAGAUCAAGAAGGGCUACCACAAGGCCGCGCUGAAGUGGCAUCCAGAUAAAAAUCAGCAGCAAGAUGCGACACUUAAAUUUCAAGCACUUGGGGAAGUGCAUCGAAUUUUGAGUGAUGCUGAUCUGAGAAGUGAGUACGAUGAAAGCGGUGUGGUGCCUGAUUCCGAGUCAGCCACAAAGAUGAAUUGGUCAGCCUACUUCGCCAAGAUUUUCAAGGUGACUACCAAAGAUAUCGACAAGUUCGCCACCAAAUACGUGGGCUCUGCAGAAGAAAGAGCCGAUGUCUUGAAGUUUUACGUUGAAGGCAAUGGUGAUUUGGGCUUUGUGAUCGAGAAUGUGAUGCUUUCCUCUGAAGGUGACCGGGAGAGAUUCGAGGAGCUGAUCCGCACGGCCAUCCGCCAGGGCGAAGCCCAGGCGUUGCCGUUGCUGGAGGCCUCUGGCAGCGGCUCGGCGCAGGCGAAGAAACGACGAAGGAAGGCGCAACAAGAAGCGGCGAUGAGUGAGGUUCCUUCCGACCUGCUUCAGCAGAUCCAGGCGCGGCGACAGCAGCGGGGCUCCUUGCUGGAGCACCUUGAGGAGAAGUACAGCGACCCAAAGAAGCCGCCGACGCCGAAGAAGGGGCAGAAGGGGAUGAAGCGCCCUGCGGCAAAGCGGUGAAAAUUAAAAAAUCGCGGAAAAAU